Messenger RNA from Formica exsecta, 6614 nucleotides. RefSeq lists its product as uncharacterized. Bases 547 to 6216 code for a protein of 1889 amino acids. The record is from RefSeq and is a predicted model, not a curated record. Gene Ontology annotation, molecular function: protein binding. NCBI's taxonomy places the organism in Eukaryota, Metazoa, Arthropoda, Insecta, Hymenoptera, Formicidae. The transcript is spliced from 20 exons.
UGAAGUCAAUCCGUCGAACAUAACCCGAGUUUUCAUGCACAUCGUGCAUGAAAAUAUAAAUCCGUAAAUAUUCACAUAACUUUAAAAAAAAUUUUUUUUAAGCUGAAAAUUUUUAUUCAAGUAUUUAAUAAUAUUGUUAAAAAGUAAAAAGGAAAGGCUCAUUUCCAUUAUAGAGUUCACCGAUAUCUAUUUAUUCGCGCAUGCGCGUAAAAAGUAAUCUGAUACAUAGCUGUCAACCCAAUCACAGAUGAUAUAAAAUAUAAGAAGAAGAAAAAUAGUAAUCAACAGUAAUAAAGCAAUAUAUAAAUGCAUUAGACGUAAAAUACAUGGCCUCUCUAAGUUCCUGACAUUAAAUAAAUAAUAACGAUAUAAUAGUUUUAAUAAUAUAUAUAUUACAACACAUACUAAAUUAAAUUAUGUAAAUUAUUGUCUUUAAAAAAUCGUUUGACAAAUAAGCUUGGCAAUAUAAACAUUCAAAGUAUUUAAUAACAAUAUUGUUAUUUAUUUAUGUGAUAUAAAAAGAGAACAUUUAUAUUCGCGCACAUAAUGGUGGCUCCUAAUACUAUGGUGAUGAGUGAAAAUUUAUUUAAACUGCAAUGUUUGAUUAAAACCACUGAGAUACAGUGUAGCAUACAGUGCAAACUUGGAAAAAGAUUAUUUCUUGCGCUGGCCACCAGCAAUGCCGAAAUUAUCCUUUACUUCAAAAAAGAACUUUCCUGUUUACCUGUCAUUAAGAGAAUACCUUGGUUUCAAGGGCCACAUAAACAAAUCGCUACAUUUUGCUUUGAUCCAAAUGGUAUUUGGUUAUUAGGUAUAACCUUGGACGGUUCGUUGUACAUACUGCCAGCUUUAACUCUAGUCGGUGAAAAUUAUUUCAUUGACAAAAGAUGGAAGACGGAUGACGCGACAUAUAUUCCUUUUGUGAAUCUUCAGCUCUCGCAUUUUAGACCAACUGCUAUCACAUGGUGGAAAGAUACGAAAAUAUCUAUUGACAUUGGUAUCAUAGGAACUGAAUGUGGAGCGAUUAUACUUGUCAAUCUGUCAAAUGGACAACAGAUGGGUACAACUUACAUUAAUGGAAGUAUAAGCAGUCUACAUAUUUGUCAAAAUGAAAACAAUGAGGCUGCAUUUCUUUUGAUAACUAGUAAAUUACAGCAACAAUGGCGUUUAUCCUUGGAACAAUACAUGCAUAAUCUUUUACACAAUCUUGAAAACAAAGAACUUCACUGUGGUGUAAAUUCAAAUGGUAUUAUUUAUGAUAACACGGAGGAGUCUGUUUCUAACAAGUCUAAACUACGAGAACUUAAACAGCUCUCUGUCGAGAAACUGGCCAUUUUCAAACAGAAAUUAAUUGAUACUAAAAAUCAAACAUUGGGAGAAAGUUCACAAUCCCAUGAUGCUUCAAAUAAAAAAGAAAAUCAUAAUGGGUUUGCUGUUAAUUCAGAGAUAUCAUCAGAGUCCAAAUUAAGUUUUACCAGCCUAGAACCAAUAUCUAAAGAUACUUUUCUAGCUUCACAAUGUGACAGAGAAGGCCGGCAAUUGUAUACAUGCUAUCAUCCUAGCACUCAUCAUGUCACAGUGCACGGUCCGAAUUUGGCUGUAGUGCCGUUAUCAAUGCACAAAGUAUUCGAGUCUUGCGAGACUGUUUUAUUGACGCACAGAUUCUUUUUCAUUACUGAUAUUAAUCAACAUGUGAUAUAUAUAAUAUCUGAUCAAUUGUCCGAGACUCAUGUAAAUAAAGACUGCAAAUUUAAUUCCGAGUCUAUUAUCGGAACAUUUUCUUUUAAGAGCAGUAAGGAAGUUAUACGUGCGGUUUACAAAGUAACAAAUUUUGAUAAUGUGAUACAGAGAAAAGUCUCUCAAGAGCUAGAGAAUAAAUGUACUUUACCAAAGAAUAUAAAGGAUAUUAAGAUUGAAAUACCUAAUUUAGAUACAUGUAUAAUUGUUACAAAUCGCUGUGUAUACGAAGUUAUUCUAAGAAAAUCACUUUUUUCCAUUUUCAUGGAGCUGAUAUUGAAGAAAAACGAGUUGCAGAAAGCAGGAAGAUUGGCAAUGAUUUUUGGGCUCAAUGGACAACAAUUGUUGGAAUAUGCUGGCGAUAUAUUUUUAUCAAACAAAGAAUUCCCACGUGCAGUAGCCUCUUAUAAAAUGUCUAGGUGUAAAUUAUUGAAGAGCGUGUUAAAGUUUGCGUCGAUUGGUCAUACCUCCGAAUUAUUAAGUUGUCUCACCCACUGCUUACUGACACCUGUCAUUACUGAGAUGCCCACUGCAACAAGGAUACAUUUAUCUAAUUUAUGCAUACUUGCCUUCAUCGAAAUGACAUUGAGGAUUUGGUCAGAACAAUCUAAAGCAAUUUACAAAGAAUUCUUGUACUUUUUAUCCACAAAUAUGUUUUACGACGAAUUGCUAGCUAUUAAUAUAGCUGGUCAAACUUAUUUAUGGGAAGUAUUACAUCAUUUAGCUACACAGAGAAGUUUGUACAGCCAAAUGUUAGAUAUCCUCAUGAAGACAGUACAAAUGUUUGGCAUAAACGACGUUUGUCCAAAAUCAUAUGGUUUACUUAUAUGUUUAAGCGAAUCUGAUCUGAUGCAAGCAAUGUUAUUGAAUCAUGAUUUAGCUAGAGCCCAUAUGUUGUUUGUACGCAGUAAUCUGCGAGAGUCUCAAAUUUUCGUGCUUCAGAGAUUAGUAACAUUGUAUGAUCCAACAAAUCCAGUAUUACGACCUAAACUGCUACAGUAUACAGCACGCCAUAAAAUGGUAUUGUGUAAUCUACGAUCUAGUCAAUGCGAUUUUAUAGAUGUUACGGAUAAUAUUGAUGAUACGCUUGUGGAAGAUAUAAUAGAAACGUUUAUAUUAAUUUUAUUGACUCUUAUACAUAAAAAACAAUUAUUAAAUUCUAAUUACAAAUCUACGCUUUUGUACGAUGUGCAAUUGCCAGAAAUGAGCAAGCAGGAAUACUCGGAAAUGGCGUUACAUAUUGAUUUUAAGAGAAGAUCACUGAGCGCUGGAUUUUCUCACGUUGCUCUUAUUAGAAACGGUAACAUCUACACUUGGGGAAGCUUGGUGCAAGGUUGUCUAGGAACUGGCUCUAGCGUCUUGCGGUACGGAGCACCUCAUGCCAUAUGUUUCUUCCGAAGUAUGGAGAUAGAAGUUUUCAGCGUAUCGUGCGGACAUUGCCACACCCUGGCGGUUACCAACAACGGGAUCUACGCCUGGGGAUCGAGUCAAUUUGGACAGCUGGGUCUCGGCAAGGUGCUGCAGUGUUCGAGUCCAGAAUUGAUCGUCUCACUGGCGCAGGAGAUUAUUGUCGACGCAGUGGCCGGGCAAUAUCACUCCGUGGCGCUUACCGCUGACGGCAGAGUAUUUACGUGGGGUUGGGGAGUCCACGGUCAAUUGGGCCACGGUAACACCGACGAAAAGAUCACGCCGUCCUUGGUCACGGCUCUGCUCGGCGUGGUUGUGCGCUGCAUCAGCGCCGGUUACGCGCACACCCUGGCAUUGUCCGUGGAUGGUGUCGUAUACGCCUUCGGAUCAAAUGUCCUUGGUCAAUUGGGAAUCGGUGGGAGUAACGCUAAGAGUUCUGUGCCGACGAAAGUAUCGUUGCCGGACGGAAUAACGCUUAUAAGUACCGGAUACUUUCAUAAUCUUGCUCUUAGCGAUACGAAUAAAUUAUACGUAUGGGGCGCGAGUCCUCAGGUUCUCAGAUUACAAGCGCAAGCGCAAAAGAAGACUCGUAUACUGGAGCAACAAGAGGAAAGAAAAAAUAAAACUUUGGAGGAAUCGGAGAAAAUAUCAAUCGGCGUUAUAAACUUGAACGAAGAAAUGAAAGAACCUUUGGAGGACAAUGUGCAAACUAUGGAGACGAAAACGAUCGCUUCUAGCGUAGAAACGCGAAAGAAACCAUCCGAAAACGCAGAUUUGAAAAACAUUGGUUUGAUAGACGAGAGUCAAACGCAUUUAAAGCCGUCUGUGGUCGAUACAAGUUUGAUAAAAGGACAGAUUACUCAAAUAUCAGUCGGCUGUCACCAUAAUGCAUUGAUAACGAAAGACGGUUCCUUAUACACAUGGGGCCGUAAUCUGGACGGUCAAUUAGGCAAUGGUACAAGAAAGGAAAUGCCGAUUCCAACACCCUUGUAUUAUAAUCCGGCUUCUAUUUUCGCACAAAUACCACCUAGACACAACGAUUUUAAGAGAACGCAAAAUCAACGAGACUCGGACAAUGGUGCCAAGUCGAGCGAUUCAUCGGCAAAUAAUAGAAAUGCAUCUGAGAACAAUGGAAAUGUUACCAGUGCAUCGAAAUCGGAAAAUAUCGGCCACAAUAAUAAGGAGAGAACCAAUCCUGUGAUUAAAACCAUUGGGAUCGCCUGUGGUUACGAUUAUACAGUUGCGAUACAACCAAGGGGUACAAUACUGGCCUGGGGCAAUAAUAGCAGAGCGCAGUUGGGUCGCAUCCCCGCGAGAGAGACACGCGAUGCCGACGACAAGCUCGUAUUGCUGAAAUCAUCGAAACGAGUAGUGCGACUUCCCAAUACGUUACACAUAGCGCUGGACGUUCCUAGUCAAGUACCUGGUAUUUCUACUCUGGAGAUCUCUUAUCAGUCUAACGACGUGUCCUGUUUCGCCGGACUCGUCCGUCCUUUGAGCGUCAUCGAAAAAUCACCUGGAGAAUUGACUCUUCAUUACAUCCUGGAACAUUUUUACGGUUUAUAUCGUUCCGCCAGUAUCAUGGACAAGUGUAUCGAAUUAGAAAAUUAUCAAGCUUGUUCCAAGAUAGCGGCAUUAGAGGGUGACAUUCUGACCGCUUUUACAUAUCAAUUGAAGGCGUUACAUAAAUUAAGUGCUCGCUCAUCUAUAAGUCAUUCAAUAUCAGAAACAAUUCCGUAUGAAUCCACAGCUAAGAUCAUCUCGCAAAAUGUGGACGCGACGAAGGAUAUUGCGUCCUGUCGAAGUAUCAAGAAGAAUACUGAAUUGUUCAAUAGACAGGCGGAGAAAAAUCUCAUGGAAUCCCUGGAGAACAGCGUCACACGAAGCUGGACGAAGAUUUCUACGAGUAGAUCGUUGAAUAAUUUGCAAGCGAUCGCGCAAGAACUGUAUACCUUUGAUUGCCAGGGUGGUUUAGAAGAAUUAUGUAUAACGCGAAGAAAGGAGGAAGAAUCACCUUCGAACGCGGGUCAGAUCUCUGACGUCGAGUCUAGCGCGAACGAAGACGAGCAACGCGAAUGGAUCGAAAAUCUUAUCUUCGACGAGAACGAUUCACAUAAAUCGCACGAAUCGCAUAAAAACAUUGCUCGUAACAACGCGCAAAAUUUUACACAAUCGAUCUGCGCGAAAACAAUGAUAAAUAGUGUUAAUAAUGACAGUCAGAUGAAUCAGUGCGACGCGUAUAAAGAGAACAUCGCGUUUUCUGACAAAGUGUCCUCGCGUACUCAGAGGAAUUACAUGAUCAAUGAGACCAUAAAGGCGCUAAAGUUUUACUUGAACAAUAUUGGUAACGAGGCGAACACCCUGAGAUGCGAAGUAUUGCGAUGUGCGAUUCAUUUUUGGAUCGAGCAUGAUUUACCUAUGCAAAGUUUGGAGAACGUAUUUCUCGAACACAUAUGUGUCAUUUACUAUCCGCUUGGAUUAUUAUUGUUUUGCCAAGAAGCGAUAGGAAGAUACCUGGAUGCAAACAAGUGCGAUAAAGGGGGCAAGAAUGAUUGGUGCAUGAAGGACUUAUUCUCGCUCAAAUUUUGUCUCCAAGUAUUAUCAAUGUUGAUGCAACAUGUAAAUGAAGACAAUACCAUGCCCGAAUACGUCAAAGUCUUCUCCUGUUUAAUGGCCGACAAUUAUGGGGCACCGUUAAACGGAUAUCCGGGCGCGAGUAGAAACAAUAGCUCACAACAAAUGAUGGAGGGAAUUAUUAGUACAGUGUCCUCUGAAAUGGAACACUCCAAACUAUUCGCACACAUCAAGGAUUCGGAUGCUGUGAAUCGUUUGCUCACGGUGGAAGAGGAUAAUAUGGUGUUUACUUGUGGACAUCAUUUUCCAAUCUCUAUAUACGAGACGGACGUUAUUCCAAGGAUGGAAACCGAAUUAUUAACGUCUCCAUUGCUAGUUCUUCCAUGCACAUCACAGUAUUUAGGAAACAUGUUAUCUGGCACGUCUAAGCCAGAAAUCCUGUGCCCGUUGUGUAUAGUCGAAGCAUUGAGAUUGACAGUGGAGAAAAAUUACAAAUGAAAGUAUCUCUCCGAAACAUAUGGGCGUAAAGUUCGAAAGAUAGUUUCUUCUCUCAGCAAUCUGACAACACACGCGCGGGUUCCGCUAGCAGAAUAUAUCAGAGUGUGAUCCUUCCGUUACGAAUGCACCUCUCGUUCUUCUUUUUCUUUCUGUAAAGAAUAAGAUUGUUCAGUUUAUUAACAUAUAUUAAUAAAUCAAGACAGAGAGUGACGUGACACAAAUAUAUUAAUAUAAAUUAAUUUAUGUAAAUAUAUAUGUGAUCAAAAUAAAAGAAAUAUCAAGAGACAUGGUAGUGUCUCUCACUAAAUUCAAAAUGUAACGAGUACAUUUAUUUGAUUAGUAUACAUGUAUGUUAACAGCGCCAUGUUUUUUUAAAUAAACAUUUUUUUAUAUUUAAA